AUGAUGCGCUCGAAGGCCUCCACUCCCGACGUGAGCGUCGACGGCGAGAAACCGACAGUCGAAACCAUCGAGAACACGUCCACGGCGAUACCUGUGCCGGGGAAGCUGCACUAUGACGGCGAAGAGGGACUCCCGAGCCCCCCUGUGUUGACCGAGGAAGAGGAGAAGCGGCUGUGGAGGAAGAUAGAUUUGAGGCUGAUGCCCAUUCUGAGUGUCAUGUAUCUGUUCUCCUUCCUCGAUCGAGGCAACGCGAAGCUUCAGGGGCUAGUUACUCAAUUACAUUUGGUGUCUAAUCAGUACAACAUCGCGCUGGUAUGUAUCUUGGUGCUCAAGAAGUUCAGACCAUCCAGGUGGCUUCCCGGGAUAACUAUCACCUGGGGCAUUAUCAUGACUCUCAUGGGCUUAGUGAAGAAUUACGAGCAGCUGGUAGGCACCCGCGUAUGUCUAGGCGUCGCCGAAGCGGGGCUGUUCCCCGGCGUUGUCUACUACCUUACGCUGUGGUAUCCGCGCCAUAUGUUGCAGUACCGCGUUGGAUUGUUCUUCGGUGCUGCAACACUUGCUGGUGCUUUCUCAGGCCUGCUCGCGUUCGGUAUCAGCUUCAUGAGCGGUACAGCGGGUAUGCUUGGCUGGUCAUGGAUCUUUAUCCUCGAGGGUAUUGGUACAGUUGUGGUCGGCAUCAUCGCGUUCUUCGUCCUCGUUGACUUCCCAGCAACUGCGAAGUUCCUCACUCCCGCCGAGCGAGCUUUCGUUGUCCAUAAGAAGAAAUAUGACAACUCAUCUGUCGGAGAAGAGGAGAAUUUUGCAAUGCGCCAUGUGUGGGCUGCGUUCAAAGACUGGCAGGUUUGGGUGCAUAUCCUGAUUUACUUCUCCGUCGUUGGUCCAUUAUAUGGCAUUUCGUUGUUUUUGCCCUUCGGAUAUACCACCGCGAUCUCGCAGCUCCUUACCGUGCCCCCAUACGUCUUCGCCACCAUCGUGCUCCUUAUCUUCGCCCUCUGGUCUGACCGCAUCAAGAAACGAUCUCCGUUCAUCAUGGCCGGGCUCAUCAUGCUCUUGAUUGGCUUUGUGAUCAACAUCACGGAUGCUCCGAUCGGCGCCAAGUACUUCGGGACGUUCUUCUGUGUUGCCGGGAGCUAUGCUGCGUUCCCUGGGGUCGUUGCCUGGCUGGGUAAUAACAUGGUUGGGCAAUAUAAGCGAGGCGUCGGAAUGGCGCUGCACAUUGGCAUCGGUAACUUCGCGGGAGCGAUUUCGUCGAACGUCUAUCGAUCGAAAGAUGCACCUCGGUAUAUCGUAGGACAUGGCAUUGAGCUCAUGUUCGUCGGCAUCGGCUUCAUCUGCGUGCCGCUUGUCGUGUUCCUGUACACGCGCAUUAACGCACAGAGAGACAGAGCCGAGCGGGAGGCGGGAGAGAAAGGGGCUGUUGUGUACUCUGCGCAGGAGCUGAGGGAGAUGGGAGAUCGGGCGCCGGCUUUCCGUUAUAUGCUGUGA
This is a messenger RNA of Gloeophyllum trabeum ATCC 11539, 1485 nucleotides long. Its product is annotated as MFS general substrate transporter. Gene Ontology annotation, molecular function: transmembrane transporter activity. The record is from RefSeq and is a predicted model, not a curated record. Lineage: Eukaryota; Fungi; Basidiomycota; Agaricomycetes; Gloeophyllales; Gloeophyllaceae. The coding region runs from base 1 to 1485 and encodes 494 amino acids. The transcript is spliced from 18 exons. Gene Ontology annotation, biological process: transmembrane transport. Gene Ontology annotation, cellular component: membrane.